GUAGCCGCCGAAUCAGUCGGUCGACGAAAUAACCUUAGCCAUCUAGAUUAGAUAAUUCUGUCAUAUACUGCAUUCAAACUGUUCUCGUUGUCUCCUGCCACUAUUAUACUCCUUGAAUUGUCAAGUUUUCAGACGCGAGUUAGAGAAACAACAUGGCGGCUGUCAAACUUAAGUUUUCAUCAGCGCUUUCAUCGUCUGAUCCGCAUGCAAAUCCGGUCGUUAUAAUUGGCAUUCCUAAAAAUCUUGCCAAAAUAAAUUACCAUGACAUAAAUGUAAAGUUUGGGGCGAGAGUACCUGAAGAGAUUUUCUCUUCAGCCUUGAAUGCUGUCCAAUCAAGUCCAGAUGUUUGUCCUUUAUACUUGAACUCUGCAACUCUAUCACCUCUUCCUACAAAAUGUAGCAGGCACAAUGCCCCUUCAAGAUCCCAUGCAAUCACUAAAUGUGUGCGUUCAGCAGCUGUUUCAGGAAAGGACAGUUUCAUUGUGAUUGCUUGUGAAAAACAUGAUGUUUUCCCCUCAGCCAUUGCAGUUGCUAGAGCAUACCCACUCUAUUCGAAAAAGACAAAUCUAUCAAAUAAAUUGCAAGCUGGAAGUACAAGUUCAGAGAAAUCACUGAUCACUGUGACAGUAGAGUACCUGUUAAUUGGCAAUACCAGCCCUCUGACUGAAGAUGAAUGCAUAAUGCUGGAGAGAGCUGCAGAAUCUGUACGAACUACCGCUCGUAUAGUCGAUACUCCAUGCAAUGAAAUGAACACUGACCAUUUCCUUGAGGAAAUCAGCAUAGUUGCUAAAGAAUUGGGGAUUGUGCCGUUCGUCAUUCGUGAUAAAGAACUUGAGAAUCAAGGAUUUGGUGGUAUUUAUGGAGUGGGAAAGGCUGCUUUGAAUCCACCAGCUCUUGCGGUUUUGAGUCAUCUACCUAAGGGGGCUACCAAAACCAUUGCGUGGGUGGGUAAAGGAAUAAUGUAUGAUACAGGUGGAUUGUCGAUCAAGGGCAAGACAGCUAUGCCAGGAAUGAAGCGCGACUGUGGAGGGGCGAGUGGGAUUUUAGGAGCUUUUCGUCUGGCUGUCCUGACCGGCUUUAAGGAAAAUUUGCAUGCCGUAUUUUGUUUGGCAGAAAAUUCUGUCGGCCCACUGUCAACUCGGCCGGAUGAUAUUCAUACAUUAUAUUCGGGUCGAACGGUCGAAAUCAACAACACGGAUGCAGAAGGCCGCCUGGUUUUGGCGGAUGGCGUGUUCUACGCCCAUAAAGACUUGAAAGCUGACAUUAUUCUAGAUAUGGCAACUCUAACUGGAGGCCAGAGUGUUGCAACAGGUAAGCAACACGCCGCUGUGCUUACCAACAACGAGCACUGGGAAAAUGCAAUGGUUAAUGCUGGACUGGUCUCUGGCGAUUUGACAUUUCCGAUUCCGUUCUGUCCAGAGUUUCACUUCUCUGAGUUCAACUCAGCUGUGGCUGACAUGAAAAAUUCUGUCGCUGAUCGCAGCAAUGCAUUGUCCUCAUGCGCGGGGCUAUUUAUCCUAGCACAUCUGGGAUUUGAUUAUCCUGGUGUCUGGAUGCAUGUCGAUAUGGCUGCUCCAGUUCAUUGUGGAGAAAGAGCAACCGGCUACGGUGUAGGCUUUUUGGUGUCCUUAUUUGGUAGAUAUAGCAACAGUGCUUUACUUCAGAGCAUUGGCCCGAUCAUUGAUGAGGAUAUAGCCGAAGAUGCGAGAGAAAAUGAAAAAAAGAAAAUGCGGCUGAAUUGAACUGUGGAUACUGUUCAAGAAUUGUAGGAUGUUGAAAAUGGGGGCUAGCCUUUAACAAUUUUUUUCAUUGCUAAUCUAGGCAAUUAAAUGAUUUUGAUGAAGUAGCCCAUAUAGGGGUAGCAAUGGUGUGAAGAGCGUUUGAUAAUUGGAUAUAAAAAAGAGUUAUUGGUAUACGCUGUAUCAAAUUAUUCUUCGUGAAACUUGAUUACAUCGUUGACUGAG
Molecule: messenger RNA, 1964 nt
Organism: Daphnia magna
Lineage: Eukaryota; Metazoa; Arthropoda; Branchiopoda; Diplostraca; Daphniidae
Gene: grsm
Product: probable aminopeptidase NPEPL1
Exons: 15
Coding region: 153-1742 (529 amino acids)
Biological process (GO): proteolysis
Cellular component (GO): cytoplasm
Molecular function (GO): metalloaminopeptidase activity; manganese ion binding
Source: RefSeq, a predicted model, not a curated record